Molecule: messenger RNA, 1408 nt
Organism: Tripterygium wilfordii
Lineage: Eukaryota; Viridiplantae; Streptophyta; Magnoliopsida; Celastrales; Celastraceae
Product: CBS domain-containing protein CBSX5-like
Exons: 2
Coding region: 21-1292 (423 amino acids)
Source: RefSeq, a predicted model, not a curated record
UAUACCCCCAUUUUCAUACCAUGUACCCAUUCUCUGUAGUCUGUCUCUGUACCAACCACAAAAUCUCUCGCUGUCUCUCCAGCUGUACUCGUCGGAUCUUUCCAGUUUCGUUGCUGUUGUGCAUGGCAGUCAGCCUGGUGGCGCGUGAGGUAUCUGAUCUAUGCCUUGGAAAGCCUGCCCUAAGGUCGCUCUCCGUCUCCGCCACCGUCGGUGACGCACUUUCCGCUCUCAAGCGGUUCGGAGAAUCGUAUUUAAGCGUCUGGAACUGUUGUCACGGCUCUCUGAGAUCCAAAAACAUCGAUUCAGCUCAGGAGGAAUGUAGAUGCAUCGGCAAGGUUUGCAUGGUGGAUGUCAUUUCUUUCUUGGCUAAAGAGGACAAUUUUUUGAAUCCAGGGGCGGCGCUCCAGUCUCCGGUCUCCGUUCUUAUCCCGAAAGAAGCCGCCGCGCUUGUUAGGCAUUUGGAACCGCACGCCAGUUUACUGGAGGCCAUAGAUCUCAUACUGAAAGGGGCGCAGAACCUUGUGAUUCCGAUUCAGGGGCCUGAAUCAAGGAGGAAGAAGAUUCUCUUCAAACCCUCCUUGAGUCCUAAUCUCCACAACAACCGUGAGUACUGCUGGCUCACCCAAGAAGACGUAAUCCGGUUCCUUCUCAACUCAAUCGGCCUCUUCUCUCCCACCCCGAUCCAGUCCAUUGAUUCCCUCGACAUUAUCGACACAGAAUCCAUCUUCGCUGUUCAUUACUACUACCCCGCAUCCUCUGCCUUACCAAUGAUAUUUCAGUCGGUGAUCACGCAAACAGCUGUGGCCGUUGUUGACAGCGAGAACAAAAUAAUAGGCGAAAUCUCACCAUUUACCCUGAAUUCCUGUGACGAAACAGUGUCAGCUGCAAUUGCAACCCUUACAGCAGGGGAAUUGAUGGCUUUUAUAGACCGUGGAGGGCCAGAGGAUCUAAUACGGGUUGUGAGAGAGAGGCUGGAACAUACGAAUCUAAGUGCAGCAUUGGAAUUGAUAGAAGAGGAUUCCGGAAUUUCAUCGUCUUCUUCUGUGUAUUCCUCUUCAUCAGAUGAGGAGUUUGGACUGGGGAGGAGUGGGAGGUAUUCAAGUAGGUCCGUAGUGAGGAAGUCAGAGGCAAUUGUAUGCCAUCGUUGGAGUUCCUUAGUGGCAGUGAUGAUACAGGCACUUUCACACCGUCUAAGCUAUGUGUGGGUAGUGGAAGAGAACUCUACUCUGGUCGGAAUCGUUACUUUUGCCGGGAUGAUGAAAGUUUUCCGGGAACGUUUGAAAUCAAUGUGAUCGAAGAAAUUUUGGUUCAAAAUCUGUUGAAGUAACUUAAAUAUUAACAGUUGCGACUUGUGACUGCUAAUGAAAUAAAUAUUUCAGAGAAACGAAAACACAAUGGUUUCUAGGGC